UGGUUCUGUACAAUGCAAAGUUUACAGGAGAGGCAUGCCUUGCCAAUAUCUUGCAUGAACUUGGAGAAGGAAGAUGACUUGGGGCCUGUGCAGGUACACAGGAAGGCCCUGAGUCAGCAGAAUGAGAUUCUUCACCUUCCGAGGAUCCAUUCACUAGGGAACAGUGCCCAGGAGGAAAACGGGAAUCUACAACAGGAGCUGUUUUCUCUGAAGAUCAGGAACUGUACUCUCUUUAAAGCUGUCCCACUGCCUCACAUUGGCAACAAAAUGGCACCUUCUCUGAGUGACGCAGGGGGCAGAGCCGGGCCCGCCAAGCAAUUUCUGGGGUUGCUCUUCUCCCCGGAAAAGGAUGCAUUUGAGAAGAUGUUUAGUCGCUUUGAUAGCACUGCUGUGGCAGGCUGGCAGAGGAAAGCCCAUGGUUUUAUGAGUGACUUGGGUGCAUGGAGCGGCUCUGGGGAUAACUUUGUUCAGUUUGCACACUUCUGGCUGUCAGAGCUCCAGCACACUCAGAAGCAGCAGCUGUUGGAACUGGAAAUGGGGAUUAUCGAGGACAAACUCCGCCUUGCGCUUCUUCAGGGAUCAGACUCCGGGGAGUUUCAGCCUCUCGAUUUUAACACCAUCCUGGCUGCGGCGCUGAGCGAAUACCCUACAGGACUUGUCAGCAGCCUUAGUCCGUACGUUUUCCUUGACUACCUAAACUUUAUGUCUUCGGCUCAAACAUCUGGAUAUAAGAAAAUGCUUUCGAGUAUACAGUACACGACCAAGAAUGCUCAGAUAGCUCAGUGGUUGCUAGCCAUACGAGCAUUUGUUCUUGCAAAUCUCUGGCAUGCGAUAGUGAAGUUCUAUAAGGCAUUGGUCAAUACCCAGAUCUCUUCUGAGCAACAUGUCAAGAGUUCUGUUUCCAGUGAUAAAAAGCAUCCCUGUGACGUGGUUAAAGAAAGAGCUCUGCAGAGCGUUCAGUUGGGAUACACAGAUGUCUUGGAUUAUCUUGUUAGAAACCAGAAGCUGGAUCUUGGAGUCGUCGAUGAAAAGAACCGAAAUCUGUUAUUUUUAGCGGCGGUGUAUGAUCAGUCUAAGAUUCUGGAUUAUUUCCUUGAAAUGACUCUUCCCAUACCCGAUGUAAACCAAGCAGCAGAAAAUGGGAACACGCCACUUCAUGCUGCAGUGAACACUGGGAAAAUGCACCUCGUCUCACUGCUCUUGCAUUACCCUGGAAUCAACGUGAACACCCCCAACCCACAGUGUGACGGAGCCACUCCACUGCACCUUGCUAUCGUUUAUGGGCAGCUGGGAAUUUGCUACUUAUUGCUGAACGCAGCAGCUGAUGUAGAAAGUCUGGUUGGAGGGCUGUCACCUUUGCAGCUCGCGGAAACGUUUGGCAACGAGGCGAUCGUUGGCCUUCUCAAAAUGCACGUCAAGCGGUUUAAGCUUGAAAGUAAAAUGCUGGGCUUAUCAGCUUUAGAAUUCUAAACAGAA
Messenger RNA from Gekko japonicus, 1476 nucleotides. RefSeq lists its product as uncharacterized. Gene Ontology annotation, cellular component: nucleus. Gene Ontology annotation, biological process: negative regulation of transcription by RNA polymerase II; protein dephosphorylation. NCBI's taxonomy places the organism in Eukaryota, Metazoa, Chordata, Lepidosauria, Squamata, Gekkonidae. The transcript has 5 exons. Gene Ontology annotation, molecular function: STAT family protein binding. The record is from RefSeq and is a predicted model, not a curated record. Bases 13 to 1470 code for a protein of 485 amino acids.